UCUCUCUCUCUCUCCGGAGGGGUCGUCCUUUUCUUCGUGACACUGCAACUGAAAGCCACCCCCACCAUCAUAGCUAUCUGUUAAGCAACAAGGGCACAGAAAAGGAGACGAACCCAUUAACAUCAAGAACCUCAUUUUUCGUCUCUCUUUCUAAAGAGAGGGAGGGAGAGGAGCAUGGUUUGACCUCCACUUGCAGAAAGCAAAGAAGGAUCCGCUUCUCAACCGAUCCUCCUCCUUUUUCUCUUUCUUGGCGUUCUUCAGGCGGCAGUUUCGUGCUCUUUACUUGAUUCAAAGAAGCGUUCUCUAGGCAACGUCGAGAAUGGGUUGGCCGAUGAGUUCUCGUAGGAAUUGAAUUUGUACGAAGAGAUCGAUCUGGCAUCCGUUCGUUCCGUUCGGGUUUGCGGAUGAAGAAGUGAAGAGGAGUAAUGAAAUCGAUGCGUUUGAUCAAUGUGGCUUGGUUUUCUUUAUAAUCUUGAUGCAAACAGCUUGAGCAAUGGCUGCUUCCGGUUUAUCAGCAAGUUCUCGAAAGCAUUCGUCGGUGCCUGUAGGGCGCCAAGUAUCAUCUUCCGCGUUGCCUAAUUGUUCCAAAGAGACGUCUGAAGGGGCCCCCGCCUCUGCUUCUCGGAUCAACAAUCUUUUUACUGAACUCCCAACCUGUUACCAUCACCAACAUUCCCUUCAUCCCCCUCCUUCCUCUUUGGGUAGCAUUUGUCCUCUGCAACCAGGAUCACUAAAAUCACAGUGUAAACAUGGCGGGGAUUCCUCGGAUGUAAGCGUCACGGGGAAGCAUUUAAACAACAGCUUUCAGCAGGGAAGUUCUCGUAACCAUCCCCAAAAUGCUGUUCCUGUUUUUUCUGAAGCCAGUACUUUGCGAGCGCAACUCCGUAAUGGGCUAUCACAAAAUUCGCAUUCAAACCCAUGCAAGUCGCCGCCUGAUGCACUUGUUACUCCAACCAGCGCAGGGAAGGCUUUCACUCUGAAGCAGCUUGUUGCGGUUGAGGAUUGCCCUGAUACGGCGGAGGUCGCUAAUGAGCCGGAGUGCAAUUCACAAAACCGGGGCCAAACAGAUCCUGGAGCGGAUUCUUCAUGCACUACCAGUGACCAUGGAACAGCUUCAGGCAGUCCGCUUUCAGAAGAUCAGCUCGCUGAAGCUAACGCCAUGAAGGAGAGCGCUGUGACUGCAAUGGUUAGUGAAAGGACAAGUGAAGAAAAUGCGAACAUCAGUGAAAAGACUCAAAUUAAUAACUCUGCUACAGAUCUAGCUGAAAGUGGGAAGACUAGCAUGUGCAGAGGCAGUAAUAGCAGCAGCAUUAGUGAUGAGAGCAGCUGCAGCAGCUUCUCCUGCAGCAUUAACAAGCCUCACAAGGCGAACGAUUCUAGGUGGGAAGCCAUUCAAGCGGUUCGAGCACGAGAAGGAGUUCUUGGACUCAGUCAUUUUAGGCUUUUAAAGAGGUUGGGAUGUGGGGAUAUAGGCAGUGUAUAUUUAGCGGAGCUAUGUGGAACCAAAUGCUUCUUCGCUAUGAAGGUAAUGGAUAAGGUAGCACUUGCUGGCAGGAAAAAAUUGGUGAGGGCUCAGACUGAAAGAGAGAUAUUGCAGUCUCUCGACCAUCCAUUUCUACCCACUUUGUACACUCAUUUUGAAACCGAAACAUUCUCGUGUUUGGUUAUGGAGUUUUGUCCUGGGGGAGACCUGCACACGCUUCGGCAGAGGCAACCAGGAAAGUGUUUCCCUGAACAUGCAGCUAGGUUUUAUGUAGCGGAGGUACUACUUGCUCUAGAGUACCUACACAUGCUUGGGAUCAUUUACAGAGACCUGAAACCAGAGAAUGUGUUGGUAAGGGAUGAUGGGCAUGUCAUGCUCUCGGACUUUGAUCUGUCUUUGAGGUGUGCUUUUUCCCCAACACUUGUGAAGUCUACUAACACAGACGCGUCCAAAAAUCAUCCGUCUUACUGUGUCCAACCUGCCUGUAUAGAACCUUCAUGUGUUAUCCAGCCCUCAUGUGUUCAACCAACCUGCUUUACUCCACGGUUUCUUGUAAGAAAGGAAAAGAAACUCAAACCUAAGUUCAGAAAUGAUGCUAGCAGUGCGGCAAGGCCCCUUCCAGAACUCAUCGCAGAACCCACAGAUGCCAGGUCAAUGUCCUUUGUGGGGACUCAUGAGUACUUGGCUCCAGAGAUCAUCAAAGGUGAAGGCCAUGGAAGUGCUGUCGACUGGUGGACUUUUGGGAUUUUCCUAUAUGAACUUUUGUUUGGAAAGACUCCUUUCAAAGGGUCGGGGAACCGUGCUACCCUUUUUAAUGUGAUAGGGCAGCCUCUGAGGUUCCCAGAGUCACCAACGGUGAGCUUUGCUGCAAGGGACUUGAUUCGUGGUUUGCUUGUGAAAGAACCACAGCACCGGCUUGCGUAUAGGCGGGGCGCAGCAGAAUUGAAACAACAUCCAUUUUUCCAGAAUGUCAAUUGGGCCCUUAUAAGGUGUGCCAGUCCACCAGAUGUGCCAAGACCAUUUGAAGCUGAUUGUGCACCCAGAGUACAGGUGCCAGCUUCUUCUGCAAGUGGAAAGAAUGCUGCGGGUAUGGAUGUCAAAUCUUCAGGUAACUAUCUGGAGAUUGAUUUCUUUUGAUCAUAUUUCUGUUCUCAGGCCCUGUUUGCUUGCUGGACAAACAUUUAGAAGCAAACGGUAGGAUGAAAAUUUUCAUGGGAGAAGGUCUGUUGUACGGACGUUGGACCUUGUUUAUCUGGAAAAAAGACCUGCAUUGCUAAGAGAAAAGGUCAGGAUAAAGCUUCCUCAUGUUUGCUAGAGGCAUGGAGCAAACCUGAAGGAAGGCGUGCGUUGCCCUCCUCUGAAGAAGUGUUUCAUUCUUCCAAAACGUUACCGUGCAAUCAAACGAGGCUAGUUAUACCCUGUUGUUCCACUGUACUGAAGAGAACUGUUCUUUUUUGUUUCCUUUUUCUCUUUCCUUUGUUUUGAAUGUUCUGUCAUAGCUGGAGGUUGUAGCUUUCCAUCAGGAACACAUGAAGCUGUUUCAUUUCUUGCCAUCUAUUCCAAAUAAUGGCCAUAUGAGUAUUGA
Molecule: messenger RNA, 3068 nt
Organism: Nymphaea colorata (pocket water lily)
Lineage: Eukaryota; Viridiplantae; Streptophyta; Magnoliopsida; Nymphaeales; Nymphaeaceae
Product: serine/threonine-protein kinase D6PK-like
Exons: 3
Coding region: 494-2620 (708 amino acids)
Biological process (GO): protein phosphorylation
Cellular component (GO): nucleus; cytoplasm; plasma membrane
Molecular function (GO): protein serine/threonine kinase activity; ATP binding
Source: RefSeq, a predicted model, not a curated record